AUGCAGCGCUUCGCCUUUCUCUUAAUUGCAGUACUGUGUGGCACUUGCAAUGCCGCGUCGUAUGUCGGCGACGAUUUAGUUUUACACGAAAACAAUGUAUAUUUGGUUGGAAACCGAGGAAAAGUUUAUGGUGAUAGCUGUAACGUUGUCGGCAAUUCUUGUAAUAUCUACGGAAAUGAUGGAAAUGUAACGGGUGACAAUGGCGUUAUUGUUGGUGCGAGAGGAAUUAUCGUGGGCAACAAUGGAAAUAUAACCGGCAACAACGGUAAAAUAACAGGAAAUAACGCAAGAAUUCAAGGCGACAACGCAGUUGUUAUUGGCGAAGAUGCUGUUGUGGUAGGAGAUAAUGCUAAGGUAACUGGUGGAAACGCAAAAAUUAUAGGAAACAAUGGUACAAUUAUUGGAGCAGAUGGUACUAUUCAUGGUAAUAAUGGUGUUAUUCGCGGGUAUGGUGGUACGAUAGUGGGAAAAAAUGGAGUAAUUUACGUUUAA
Messenger RNA from Schistocerca piceifrons (Central American locust), 492 nucleotides. RefSeq lists its product as uncharacterized. The record is from RefSeq and is a predicted model, not a curated record. The coding region runs from base 1 to 492 and encodes 163 amino acids. The transcript has a single exon. Lineage: Eukaryota; Metazoa; Arthropoda; Insecta; Orthoptera; Acrididae.